AUGAAGGGCAUGGGCCCGACGAUGGAGAUGGCGCCUGCGCCGCCGACGACGGGCAAGGCGGCGUCGGCCUCGGCCUCGGCUCCCCACAUGCCGAUGAUGCACAUGUCCUUCUUCUGGGGCGACCGCGCGGUGGUGCUGUUCCCGGGGUGGCCCGGCGCGCGCGGCGCUGGGGCGUACCUCCUCUGCCUCCUCUUCGUGCUCGCGCUCGCCGCGCUCACCGAGGCGCUCGCCGCGGCCUCGCGCUGCGUCGCGCGCCGCGGCGCGGGGGGUGGGGCAGCAGGGCGCGUCCCGGCGUCCUCGGCCGCGCUGCUCACGGCGGCGCACGCCGCCAGGAUGGGCACGGCGUACCUCGUCAUGCUGGCCGUCAUGUCCUUCAACGGCGGCGUGCUCCUCGCCGCCGUGGCCGGCCACGCGCUCGGGUUCCUCCUCGCGCGGAGCAGGGUGCACCCUGCGGGCGGAGGUGCCGCCGGCGGCGGCGCCCGUGACCACGGGCUCGGUGGCAUGGGUGUUGUCCACCCUCCGGAUGGCUCCAAGGCCUGA
Molecule: messenger RNA, 540 nt
Organism: Miscanthus lutarioriparius
Lineage: Eukaryota; Viridiplantae; Streptophyta; Magnoliopsida; Poales; Poaceae
Source: the annotation of a GenBank genome assembly